Penicillium robsamsonii is the source of this 2745-nucleotide messenger RNA. RefSeq names its product chitin synthase class III (gene chsG). Gene Ontology annotation, cellular component: cell periphery; cell septum. Gene Ontology annotation, molecular function: chitin synthase activity. Bases 1 to 2745 code for a protein of 914 amino acids. NCBI's taxonomy places the organism in Eukaryota, Fungi, Ascomycota, Eurotiomycetes, Eurotiales, Aspergillaceae. The transcript is spliced from 4 exons. The record is from RefSeq and is a predicted model, not a curated record.
AUGGCCUACCACGGCUCUGGCUCGCACUCACCGAGCUAUGAUGAUAGUCAUCAUUUGCAGGAUGUGCCAGCUUCGCAGUAUCGCGAGGACGAGGAUGCAGCACGUGGAUUAUUAUCCCAACAACAGGGUCCAUUUGCGACACCCUUUGAUGACCCACACUCGCGCGGUGUUUCUCCCCAACGUCCGGCUUCCAAGUACAGCUUGACGGAGACAUACGCAACGGACACCGCCCCUUCUUACCACGAUCCAUACAACACUGGUACCGUCUACUCUGGCCAGGACGAAAGUACUGCAGCAGCCUUUGGGGUUCCCGGCCGAGUUGCAUCGCCUUAUGCCCGCAGCGAGACCUCGUCCACCGAGGCUUGGCGCCAGCGACAGGCCCCCGGAGGCACUCCUGGCGGUGGCGGCGGUGGCUUGCGCAGAUAUGCUACCAGGAAGGUCAAGCUAGUGCAGGGUUCCGUCCUCAGUGUCGACUACCCCGUGCCUAGUGCCAUUCAGAAUGCCAUUCAAGCCAAAUACCGCAACGACGUGGAAGGCGGAAGCGAAGAGUUCACUCACAUGCGAUACACCGCAGCCACUUGUGACCCGAACGAAUUCACCCUCCACAAUGGUUACAAUCUACGCCCUGCCAUGUACAAUCGUCACACGGAGCUGCUCAUCGCGAUUACCUACUACAACGAGGACAAGAAUCUCACGGCCCGUACCUUGCACGGUGUGAUGCAGAACAUCCGCGACAUUGUCAACCUGAAGAAAUCCGAGUUCUGGAACAAGGGUGGACCCGCGUGGCAGAAGAUUGUUGUGGCACUGGUCUUUGACGGUAUUGAUCCUUGCGACAAGGAUACUCUUGACGUCCUUGCGACUGUCGGUAUCUAUCAGGACGGUGUUAUGAAGCGCGAUGUUGACGGCAAGGAGACUCUGGCGCAUAUUUUCGAAUAUACGACCCAGCUAUCGGUCACACCCAGUCAACAGCUCAUUCGACCCACGGACGAUGGCCCGAGCACACUACCACCCGUGCAAAUGAUGUUCUGUUUGAAACAAAAGAACAGCAAGAAGAUCAACUCGCAUCGCUGGCUCUUUAACGCUUUCGGCCGCAUUUUGAACCCCGAAGUCUGUAUCCUCCUCGACGCCGGUACAAAACCUGGCCCAAAGUCCUUGUUGUACCUCUGGGAGGCAUUCUAUAACGAUAAGGAUCUCGGUGGUGCCUGUGGUGAAAUCCACGCUAUGUUGGGUAAGGGAUGGCGGAACUUGGUCAACCCUCUCGUGGCUGCCCAGAAUUUCGAGUACAAGAUCAGUAAUAUCUUGGAUAAGCCUCUGGAGAGUUCGUUCGGUUACGUUAGUGUCUUGCCCGGUGCAUUCUCGGCCUAUCGAUUCCGUGCAAUCAUGGGCCGUCCUCUUGAACAAUAUUUCCACGGUGAUCACACGCUAUCGAAGCAGCUUGGAAAGAAGGGUAUUGAGGGCAUGAACAUUUUCAAGAAGAACAUGUUCUUGGCCGAGGAUCGCAUUCUCUGUUUCGAGUUGGUCGCCAAGGCAGGCUCCAAGUGGCACUUGUCUUACGUCAAAGCCUCCAAGGGUGAAACUGAUGUGCCUGAGGGUGCUGCCGAGUUUAUCUCCCAGCGUCGCCGUUGGCUUAACGGUUCUUUUGCAGCUGGAAUUUACUCGCUGAUGCACUUCGGCCGUAUGUAUAAGAGCGGCCACAACAUCGUUCGCAUGUUCUUCCUCCACAUUCAGAUGUUGUACAACAUCUUCAACACUCUCCUCACCUGGUUCUCGCUGGCUUCAUACUGGCUCACCACUGUUGUCAUCAUUGACCUUGUCGGUACUCCAAGCACCAGCAACGGAAACUCAGCUUUCCCCUUCGGCGAGACAGCCACGCCCAUCAUCAACACGAUCGUCAAGUACGGAUACCUCGCCUUCCUAUUACUGCAGUUCAUUCUUGCCCUCGGUAACAGACCCAAGGGUUCCAAGUUCUCGUACCUCGCCUCAUUCGUGGUCUUUGGUCUCAUUCAGGUUUACAUUGUGGUGGAUUCGAUCUACCUGGUUAUUCGCGCGUUCAGUGGCGGAGCGCCCAUGGACUUUGUUACCGAUAAAGGCCUGAAAGCCUUCCUCGACUCUUUCUUCGGGUCGACGGGCGCUGGUAUCAUUAUCAUUGCCUUGGCUGCCACAUUCGGCCUUUACUUUGUUGCCUCCUUCAUGUACGCCGACCCCUGGCACAUGUUCACCUCCUUCCCUGCCUACAUGGUUGUUCAGUCCUCCUAUAUCAACAUUUUGAACGUCUAUGCCUUCAGUAAUUGGCACGAUGUCUCCUGGGGUACAAAGGGUUCCGACAAGGCCGAUGCAUUGCCCUCAGCCACAACCACAAAAGACGAGGGCAGUAAGGAAGCAGUGAUUGAAGAAAUUGACAAGCCCCAAGCGGAUAUCGACAGCCAGUUCGAGGCCACUGUCAAGCGUGCGCUCACCCCAUUCGUUGCCCCCGUGGAACAUGACGAAAAGACCCUAGAGGACUCCUACAAGAGCUUCCGUACCCGUCUCGUUACCUUUUGGAUCUUCAGUAAUGCAAUCCUGGCGGUCUGCAUCACCAGCGAGUCCGUCGAUAAGUUCGGCUUCACCAACACCGCCACCAGCCGUACGGCCCAUUUCUUCCAGGCCCUCCUCUGGUCCAACGCCGUUGUGGCGUUGUUCCGUUUCAUUGGAUGUUGUUGGUUCCUGGGUCGCACUGGUAUCAAGUGCUGCUUUGCACGCCGGUAG